CUUGCAUCCAUUUUGAAUCCUUUUCCUGCAAGGGAACGUGCGGGUUCUCAACGUGGUAAAUUCAUAAAAUAUCCGGAAUUUCCAUUUAAUUGAUGUUUUAAAAAGUUUAAUAACAAUCUACAAUUAUGGCACGAUACGGUCAGAGACCGGAAAAUGCUCUCAAAAGAGCAAACGAGUUCAUUGGGGUUGGAAAGCCUGCCAGAGCUUUGGAUACUUUGCAAGAGGUCUUCAGAAACAAGAAAUGGGCUUACAACUGGUCGGAAUCGGUUUUGGAACCGAUUAUGUUCAGAUAUCUGGAACUAUGUGUAGACCUCAAGAAGUCUCAUAUAGCUAAGGAAGGUCUCUUCCAAUACCGAAACUUAUUUCAAUCUGUUAAUGUUGGUUCACUUGAAAAUGUUAUCCGAGGAUAUCUACGAAUGGCCGAAGAGAGAACAGAAAAUGCUAGAGAGCAAUCUGCACAAGCUGUCAUUGAUAUUGAUGACUUGGAUAAUUUGGCUACUCCUGAAAGUAUACUUUUAAGUGCGGUUUCUGGUGAAGAUGCCCAAGAUCGAUCUGAUCGUACCAUUCUAACGCCAUGGGUGAAGUUCCUAUGGGAAUCAUACUGCCAGUGUCUAGAGUUGUUGAGAACUAACGCCCAUGUUGAAAAUUUAUACCAUGACAUCGCCAGAAUGGCUUUUCAAUUUUGUCUUAAAUAUAAUAGGAAGACAGAGUUCCGCAAGUUAUGUGAUAAGCUUAGAAAACAUUUAGAUGAUAUUUGCAAGCUACCUACCCAGGUCGCUAAUGUUAGCAUUUCAAAACCAGAGACCCAACAACUGAACUUGGAAACUAGGUUGCAUCAGUUGGAUUUUGCCAUCCAAAUGGAAUUAUGGCAGGAAGCUUACAAGGCCAUCGAAGACAUCCAUAACUUGAUGAACAUUUCAAAGAAAAUGCCAGUACCAAAAACCAUGGCUAAUUACUAUCAAAAGUUAGCGAUGGUAUUCUGGAAAGCAGGAAAUUAUCUAUUCCACGCUGCAGCAUUGAUUAAGCUUUUCCAAUUGUCAAAGGAGAUGAAGAAGAACAUAACUCCCGAAGAGCUACAAAGGAUGGCAUGCAGAGUUUUACUAGCCACAUUAUCUAUUCCCCUUCCGUCUGCACAUCCAGAAUUCGAUAGAUUUAUUGAAACUGAUAAGUCGCCUUUGGAAAAGGCCCAGAAAUUGGCUGUUUUGCUGGGACUUUUCCAACCGCCCACCAGAGCUAGCUUGCUGAAAGAUUUGGUCCGAGUAAAUGUUGUAACUCUUGCUACAACUCAACUUCAAAACCUCUACAACUGGCUGGAGGUAGAAUUCCACCCCCUGUUUCUUUGCACUAGAGUUCAAACGGUCAUCAAAUCCAUAAUGGAUGAAGAGAACUCGCAACUUCAACAAUAUAUCGUACCUUUGCAAGAUGUCACUCUGGUAAGGCUUGUGAGACAGGUGGCGCAAGUUUAUCAGACCAUCGAAUUCGAUCGUUUGAUUGAACUGUCCCAAUUCAGCACCCCUUUCCACAUGGAGAGAUUGCUGGUCAACUGUGUCCGUUACAACGAUAUGCAGAUUCGAAUUGAUCACGGUAAAAGAUGCGUUCAUUUUGGCAUAGACCUCAGCGAAAGCCAGCGGGAAGAAAAACCAGAGGGACCGACACUUCAAGUGAUGCCCAGCGAACAAAUCCGCAACCAACUGGUCAACAUGUCCAUCGUUUUACAUCAAUCUAUGGCCGUUAUCAAUCCCCAACGUAAGAAGAACGAAAGAGACAGGCUCCGCACUGCAAUGGUACAAAAUUACCAUGAGAACAAAGUGCGAGAACACCAGAAGAUCUUGCAACGUCACAAGAUCAUCGAAGAUCGCAAAGAAUACAUCGAGAGGUUGAACACCGUCAGGGAGGAAGAGGAACAGAGACGUUUGGAGGAGAUACAGAGGCAGAAUCAACUGGCUGAACAGAAACGUUUGGAACACGAAAGGGAAGAGAGGGAACGGAAACGGGCCUUGAACGAGAUUCAGCAGAUAAAGGAUAGGCAUCUGAAAGAAAAAUUGCAACAAAUUAGUCAGACGGGGCACGGACAAAAGAUGCUUAAAAAGAUGGACGAAGAUGACAUCAAAAAAUUGGACGCUGAUCAAAUAGCGGCUAAAGAGGCGGAAGAGUUGCAGAAAGAAAGACGUGAAUUGCAGGCCAAACUCAAAUCGCAAGAGAAAAAGGUUGACUAUUUGGAGAGAGCAAAGCGACAAGAGGAAAUACCUUUGCUUCAAGCUUCUAUCAAAGAGAGACAACAACAAGAUCAGAGUUUCUGGGAACAACAAGAGAAAGAGAGGAUUGCCGCUGCCAUUGAAGAAAGAAAAUUAGCUGUAGAAACAAGAGAUAGACUUUUGAGGAUGAAGCCAGACAAGGAUGCUUUCUUAGAAAAACUCAAGAAAGAAAGGAACAUUGUUUAUGAGGACAAACUCAAAGACUUCGAAACACUUAUGGCUCAAGAGCGCAAGAAACGUCUACAGAAGAGAAAGGUAGAACGUAAAGAAGAUAGGCGUAUCCAUUGGCUGAGAGAGAAAGAAAAGUUCGAACAGAAGAAACGCGAGGAGCAGAAACGCAAGGAAGAAGAAGAACGCCAAAGGCUCGAAGAAAUCGCUCGCAAAGAGAAGGAAGAACGUGAGAGGAUCGAGCAAGAAGAAAAAAUGAAGAAGAGGAAAGAGCAGGAUGAGAUGUUGGAAAGGGUUGCCGCCAAACAGAGGGCUAGAGAGGAAGAAGUUGAAAGAAAAAUCAGGGCACAAAGGGAACAACUUUCCGAACAAGUCAAGGGAGGUGGAGGAGGAAAAGACAACUGGCGAAGCAAGGGUGCCACCAUGUCGAGAGAUAGCGAUAGGAGAGAUGAUAGAAGAGACAUCGACAGGAGAGACGAUAGGAGAGACAGAGACAUCGACAGGAGAGAUAGCGAUAAAAGGGAUAGAAACAUGGACAGGAGACCAACCACCGAAACAAUCUCCGAAAGGAAACCCUUGUUCGAUCGCGAGAAAGAUUCCGAAAGGAGACCUCAAACGUCCGAUCGCGAAAGGGACAUCGACAGGAAACCUGCCCCAACCUCGGAAAGGGAAAAGGAUACCGAAAGGAAACCUGCUCCAGAUCGUGAAGAGAAAUCCACCUCUGGAGAAGCUGAUACCACCGAUACCGGCUCUUCUUGGAGGCGUGGUGGCGACAGCAAGCCUCCUGCAGCUUCUGACGAAGUUAAGAGGGAUGUUUACAAGCCUAAAUUCAUGAGGAGUGAAGAACCCUCUCGUUCGUCAGAAACUUCGUCAUCCUCGUCUGGAUGGAGGAAUUUGAGAGGAGCCGGACCUCCGAAGAGAGGAGAUGAUGACAAACCGUCCUAUAGGGGUGAACAAAAGCGCGAUGACCGCCCCAGGAGGGAGUAUCGUCGUCCGGACGAGAACAAGGAAGAGGGAGGUGGCCGCGUAGGCAGCAGCGCCUGGCGUAGCGGCCCGCCCGACAGAAGGAGGGAGGACAGGGAGCCGCGCGAAAGGACCGACGACGCCCCCAGAGACAUGAGCUCGUGGAGGAGCAUGAGACGUCAAGACGACGAUCAGCAGUCUUCCUCCGCCACGUACCAGCGUCCGCUCAGCAAGGGCGGCAUGAACAGGGAACGGGACGGGCCCAGGAACGGGGACGCGCCCAAGGAGCGCGACAACUCCGAUUGGAGGAACGCCCGCAAGGCUAUGGGCGGCGACGAUCAGAACAAGAGGGGAGGUGGCGGAGACGAUAAAGAGGCGCCACCAAAGGAGAAAGUUCGUGAACAGCCAGAAAAGACACAAGAAGAUGCAGAUGGUUGGUCCAGAGUUCUGAAACGUCGUUGAAAUCCAACUGAUAUUUUAUCUCUAUUAUAUACCUAAUAUAUUCAUUCACUGUUCAUUUUAUUAGGCGAAAAAGGAAUUAUAAUUUUUUUGAGCAAUUUGAAUAAAACUUAAAAUUGUAAUUGCUUUUUGUGCAAAUUUGUAUAUUCUUUUAAUGUUGGAAUGGGUAUUUUAAACAAUAAACUAUUAAUAUGAA
Messenger RNA from Harmonia axyridis, 4041 nucleotides. RefSeq names its product eukaryotic translation initiation factor 3 subunit A (gene eIF3a). Lineage: Eukaryota; Metazoa; Arthropoda; Insecta; Coleoptera; Coccinellidae. The coding region runs from base 126 to 3848 and encodes 1240 amino acids. Gene Ontology annotation, molecular function: mRNA binding; translation initiation factor activity. Gene Ontology annotation, biological process: translation reinitiation; formation of cytoplasmic translation initiation complex. The transcript is spliced from 14 exons. The record is from RefSeq and is a predicted model, not a curated record. Gene Ontology annotation, cellular component: eukaryotic translation initiation factor 3 complex, eIF3m; multi-eIF complex; eukaryotic translation initiation factor 3 complex, eIF3e.